Messenger RNA from Rhineura floridana, 1007 nucleotides. RefSeq names its product corticotropin releasing hormone (gene CRH). NCBI's taxonomy places the organism in Eukaryota, Metazoa, Chordata, Lepidosauria, Squamata, Rhineuridae. The transcript has 2 exons. Gene Ontology annotation, biological process: positive regulation of cortisol secretion; negative regulation of glucagon secretion; negative regulation of epinephrine secretion. Gene Ontology annotation, cellular component: extracellular region. Bases 152 to 697 code for a protein of 181 amino acids. The record is from RefSeq and is a predicted model, not a curated record. Gene Ontology annotation, molecular function: corticotropin-releasing hormone activity.
AGGGUUUGAUUGGGGUGAUUGGGCCGUGGUGGCGAUAAACGUACGAUCACGCUAGGACAAAGAUAGGGCGUGUGGAAUGGGGGAAUUAUGGAAGAAGUUCGGCACCACGGACAGCGAUCGACGUGGUGGUCGCCGUUCUGGCCGCUGAACCAUGAAGAUCCAGCUGCUGGUCUCUACAGGGAUCCUGCUGGUGGCUCUCCUGCCCUGCCAUGAGUGCAGAGCUCUCAGCAAGAGCGUUCCAGCCUCCGCUGACAGCGCUCUGCAGCAGCCAGAUCUUCUCCAAGAGCAGCCCCAGUCGCUGCCCAUCUUGCUCCGUGUGGGAGAAGAGUAUUUCCUGCGCUUGGGCAACGUCCACAAGAAUCCCGCUCCUGCUGCCUCCUCUUUUUCCUCCAUCUCCAGCGGCAGUCGCCAGCUCGCGGCGUCCGCGUCCGCCGGCAACUUUUUUCGAGCAGCUGUCCAACAGCUGCAGAAUCCCCCAGAGCGUUCGCUAGAGGGCGCCGCCGACCCCUGGGAAAGCGAAGACGACGGCGCCCACCUGGAGGCCACGGAGAAGGAAAAACGCUCCUCCAAGGACUCGCCGAUCUCCAUAGACCUGACUUUCCAUCUCCUUCGACAACUCUUGGAAAUGGCCCGAGCGGAGCAGUUGGCUCAGCAGGUGGAAAGCAACAGGAAAAUGCUGGAAACCAUCGGGAAAUGAAGCGCUCUCUGCCCUCCGCCCGCCCCCUACCAAAGAGAUCCUCCAGUUCGCACACUGUAUUUACACAGAUCCCUCGUGCUGUUGCGGCCCCGUCUUCGUUCUUUGAAUCGAGAGCUUUAUCUACAUAGAGCGUCUUCGUGGACGCGCAGCCUAAUAGAGCCCUUCAGUAGCAUGCCCGGCCUUGUACCCAAGUGUCGUUUGUGAUUUGCUGUCCUAACUCCCCCCCUCCCUCACUCACUCCCUCCUCAUCAAGGUUAAUCCAACAUUUUAGGGUGGGGUCCAGCGGCUCAGCCACUGGAACCUGGGCAAA